Messenger RNA from Hyposmocoma kahamanoa, 528 nucleotides. It is a transcript of the gene mRpL53, whose product is annotated as 39S ribosomal protein L53, mitochondrial. The transcript is spliced from 3 exons. NCBI's taxonomy places the organism in Eukaryota, Metazoa, Arthropoda, Insecta, Lepidoptera, Cosmopterigidae. The coding region runs from base 65 to 493 and encodes 142 amino acids. The record is from RefSeq and is a predicted model, not a curated record. Gene Ontology annotation, cellular component: mitochondrial large ribosomal subunit.
ACCACUAAAACACGAGGCUAUUUUAUUGAUCGGCCCUUGAAAUCCUGGAUUUCUCGGAGAAAUUAUGUCUAUCCCCUACAGUGGUACAAUAAAAAGGUCAGCGGGUGUCGUAUCUGCAAUUGGAAAACAACUAAAAGGUGUGAACCUGAAGGCUGCCAAGAGAAUUACAGUAAAAUUUGAUCCUUUCAGCGACGACGUUACACACACAAGAGACUUCCUCCACUACAUCAGCUCACCAAGAAUAGCGCUAACCAACCCCAAUUGCUCCUUGAAGACAGAGAUUGUUUGUGACCGUAGUGAGCCCACAAUAGAUGUCACUAUUUUGCCUGUAAUUGCAGAAACUACUCAAAUCAAGAAAGUAACAUUUAAAAGCCGCAAUUUAACUUGUUUGGAACUUUUUCAAUUGAUGAAUAAACAUGUGUCUUCUCUAGCUCCAGUAGAGCAGCCAGUCAAAUCAAUACAAACAAAAUCUGAGAAGGGUAAAAGGAAGUAAAGUAGAACCAAAUAAAUCGAAGAUUGCUAGAUACU